This is a messenger RNA of Acaulospora morrowiae, 1626 nucleotides long. Lineage: Eukaryota; Fungi; Glomeromycota; Glomeromycetes; Diversisporales; Acaulosporaceae. The record is from the annotation of a GenBank genome assembly.
AUGAUCAUCGUAUUCCUUAUAGAUGUUUGUUCUUCAAAGACUGUAAACGGGUAUAGUCUGUUGGACCUCGCUAAGUUGUUUAUUCGUAGUUUUUUGCAUCAAGUGAACAACGGCAAGAACAAUCAUAGUGUGAAAUAUAUUUUGGCGACCUCGGAUCGUCCACGUUACUGCAUCAAGACCGAAUACCAUGAUCCUAUAUACACUUUCUUGGAGCAACUUGAGUUGCUAUCACCAACCGACGCUUCGAGGAUCGGAACAGGAUUCGCGUCAGUUUUUGAAUUUUUGAGUUUGCGCCGAAUGAUAAGACAUAUGGAUUCGUUCUACAGGGGUCGAUAUGUCGAACACAACGAAACAACAGGCAUAUUUUGGUUCACUGAUGGUUGCAAUUUAGAUUUCUUGAAUUCUUGUCUCGAAUACCAGCCUGAUGAUGGAAUCACCUCCAGCUCGAUGUUUUAUCAAGAAAAGUAUCGCUGGGAUCAAAAAUUAUUCACCUUCUUUCUUUCAUCACAAACUUAUACGGCACCUGCUGCAUUACACGAGUUGAACGCCAACAUGAGAGGUCAACUGUAUAGUUUGCAAACAUCUGACGAUAUUCUUAAAGUAAUUGGAAACAUUCUUGGUACUGACAAGGAUUUUUACGAGCAUGCAAAAGAAAUAUAUCCGUACAAUAUUUUUUCGACGUGCGGGGUGCAUCUAAAUUUUGUAGAGGCAAAUGCCAAUUAUGAUCCCAAGUCUAAUAACUGUCUUGAACAGAUAUAUGUCGAUCCGCUGAAAUUCGAAGGGUUUUAUCCGAUACCCGAAAAUUUCUGGAUCGAAUCAGAAGCUAUUCGGCUUCAAAUGGAUAUAUCGUCUUUGAUUCGACGCAAGUCAAUACCUACGAUUGCUUAUUGGAAACAUAAGGAAUUUUAUAAAUCACACGAAUUGCCAUCGAACUUCCCACGAGAUACGUAUGUUGUGUCGGAAUGUGAUAUGACUCGUGAGUUAAAAUGUCAGAAACCCGGUACAAAAUGGCCGGUUUACAUUCAUAGCAGUAGUAGGAAUUCCGGUUAUGGUGAACCAUUUGGAUAUUUGGUAGCAAACAAAAAAAAUGAAUGGGACUUGGAGGUUAGUCUUGUAAUACUACCGUACAAUUUUCCCUCGUUAUUUAAAUUACUACAUCAGGCAAAGCAGUAUGUAGAACCACCUCCCUCGUGGAAGGAAAGUAUGGAAAUUUAUAGAAAAAAUUUGCCUUGGUAUUAUCUUCAGCCAUUGGCAAAAGUGUUUAUGGCAUACAAACUUGAUAAAAUUGUACCUAGUGGCUUUUUUACAAAGCCCAAAACAGAAGGAAUCGAUGCAAUUAUAUAUCAGGCUGUACAGCAAGCACAUGCAAAAUAUGAGCAGAUGAAGAAUGAUAUUAUGAAAAAUCGUUAUUCCAUAACAAGGCCUACUCCUUAUCCCGAAAAGUGCAUAGAAGGUAAUGCACAAGCAGAAAGGGCUCUUUCGAAUAUUCGCAAAAUCACAAUGCUCGCACAAUUACCGAAUGAAGCAGAUCCUUCUCAUUCAGUAAACACGGUGAUCAUGGGAAAUUACGAAGAGGUCAUGGCCAAGAGAGACAAACAUAAGUUGAGGGAUCCACACGAAGAAAAU